Messenger RNA from Mytilus trossulus (common blue mussel), 1023 nucleotides. RefSeq lists its product as uncharacterized. The record is from RefSeq and is a predicted model, not a curated record. The transcript has 5 exons. Lineage: Eukaryota; Metazoa; Mollusca; Bivalvia; Mytilida; Mytilidae. Gene Ontology annotation, molecular function: protein binding. The coding region runs from base 1 to 1023 and encodes 340 amino acids.
AUGCAAGAUACCAAGAGAUUAAAGAACACAACAGUGCAUAUGUCACAGUGUACAGCAAUAAUACUAAAUGCCCCUGAAGUUCAUGUUGAACAACUGCCAAAUUCUUCACUUCUUUGUAAUGCCACUGGACUUCCGAGUAAUUACACGUUUUCAAAUUGGGAACAUGUAUCAAUUGAUGGGCACAGUUUCAGGUUGAUAAACAAUGCAACAAAUUUACUUAAGUUUGAUUUCAAUGAUGAAGAUGAUAAUCCAAUCUACACAUUUGAUGGCCGUUACGUUUGUAAAGUCAGCAAUGGCAUUCCCGAUGAACAUAACAUUACAAUGCAACGUGGAUUGAAAGAUGUUUAUUUUCCUGGAAAGCCCUAUUGUAUUCAUCAAAAUAAAAGCACAGAGAUAAGGGAAAGAACAGAACCGGUUACGAUUACAUUUAUUGUGUAUAGCAGAACAACUGUAAAUUAUACAUGGCAGAAAGGUCGAUUUCAGCUGAAGGGUUUUUCAAAAUACGAAUAUCAGAAAAAUCAAACAAGUACACCCGUUAAAAUACAUGGGGUAUUAGUAAAUCUAACAACAUUAACUGUGAGUCUUCUUAUAUAUAAUCUGACAGACACAGACUUUGAUACUGUUUACAUCGUUUAUUUGUCCAAUAAGCACGGAAAUUCAAGUUGUUCAAAAGACUUACUAGAAGGCACUGUACCGGAUACACCGAGCAAUUUAACCGUUAAACCAUUACUAGUUAGUUUUGAAGUCACUUGGAAUGCAGGAUUCAAUGGUAGAUAUCCUCAAAGUUUUACCAUAAAUUAUCGUUCAAUAAUGGAUCAAAACUGGACAACAAUUGUAAUUUCAUCUAAUGAACGUCACAAAAAGAUGCAAGGUCUCCUAGAACAUAUGAACGAUGCCUGUAUCCGUCACGGGAUGUGCAUGGACGAUACAGAACAUAUUGCCCAAUCCCUAGAUAAAAGGUCACAUAUUUUUGUAAAGUCCAUAAAGAAAGAAAGAAAGCUGAAGGUCUUUAAUGUGUAUUAG